UGUUCAAUGGAAAAUCCCACUGGAACAUUUUAUACGCUCUUACUACCUCUCAUGAGAAACAUCAAUAAGACCCAGCUGGUGAUUUAAAGAGUGACUCUGUGAGGUCUAAAGGUUUUUGAUGGAUCGUGUUAAUUCAGAGGCGUUAUGCUGAAUGGAUUGUGUGGAAUGCGCAAAGCAUUUGCCACUCGUCUGCGGUUUAACAUUUCUCGCCACAAAAUCUGCCACGGCUUCGUCGUAAGACUUGGGCUGGGCUAAACGCGUGCAUGGGGUUCUUUGCAGUAGUGCAACAAGUUCGCAGAGGGCUAGUACAAGCCGUGAAACCAGUCGCCGCUCACACCGUCUUUCAGUUCAUGAGCGCGCACCGCCCCGAGACACAUUGAAAUAAUACAUAGACUCGAUCAUUCUCCUCCCGGCAGUACUGGUGAUUGCACAUAGUAGUAUACGGUUGAGAGUGAGUCAUGAAGGUUUUAGGAGCAAAUAAGGAUUCCCGAAAUGCGACGAAAAUGGAGAACGAAACCGAUCAUGGCAAGCGACGGCACUGUCUUGGAGCUAUAGUGGAUGUGAUGCCGUUUGUGUUUUCUCUUGUGUCCUUCGCCUUUUGCUUUUUACUGAGUGUUCAGACCAGUGAUAUGAAGGACAGAAUCGUGGAUCUGGAGAUUGGAAGUGGCGCGGGGGUCUUAAACCCGUUUCAUGGGAUCUCUGCGGAUCAAUUUAAUUCAAUGAUACAGGAGCGUGUGGACGAGCUGCUGUCACAGCGUUCUUAUGAACACUUGGUUAGAAUAAGGACUGCUCGUCAAGUCUCACCACCUGAAUGCAACUGCCCACCAGGUCCACCAGGCAAAAGGGGAAGAAGAGGACGCAAUGGAGACUCUGGACCUCCUGGUCCACCUGGCCUUAAAGGUGACAAGGGGGAUCAAGGCGACCAGGGACCGAGGGGACUUCCUGGUCUACCCACUCUGGCUGCAUUACACAGCAAUCAAAUCCUGACUGUGAAGAUGGUCUUCCCUAAGAUAAAUCAUGGCUUUCUUUCUGCUGAUCAGCAACUCAUUAAACGUCGACUCAUUAAGGGUGACCAGGGUCAAGCAGGGCCCCCAGGGCCUCCUGGACCUCCAGGUCCCCCGGGCCCCAGGGGACCCCCAGGGGACACAGGAAAAGAUGGUCCUCGGGGAGUCCCAGGGCUCCCUGGAGACCCUGGAAUGCCAGGAGAGACUGGUCAAAUGGGACCUGAGGGCCCUCCAGGACAUAAGGGUUCCAUUGGGCCACCUGGUAUUCCAGGUAUCGAUGGAAUGAAGGGUGACAGAGGUGAACGGGGUGAAAAGGGAGACAUGGGAGAGGAGGGGCCAAAAGGUGACUCUGGAGAGAAGGGUGAUGCUGGAUCCUCUGCUGCUGGAAUCAAGGGUGAGCCUGGCGAGCCAGGGCGUGGAGGUCAAAAGGGUGAGCCAGGACUUCCAGGACUGCCUGGACUCCCCGGGAUUAAGGGUGAACCUGGAUUCUUUGGGCCUCAAGGUGAGCCUGGGCUUCCAGGCCUGCCAGGAACUAAGGGAGAGAGAGGAGAACAAGGACUGCCUGGCAAGGGUGAACGUGGUGAGACAGGUCCAGCAGGACACAAGGGAGAGCAGGGGGAACCAGGAGCACCAGGCCCAAAAGGUUCAAAGGGAGAUUUUGGAGACAAAGGUGAUGUAGGCCCAACAGGAUCACAAGGGCCACCUGGGGAGAAAGGUGACCAGGGUACAACUGAAAUCAUAGACUACAAUGGAAACAUCAAAGAGGCUCUUCAGAAGAUAACUACUAUUACAGUUACGGGUCCCCCUGGGCCUCCUGGACCAAUUGGACCAAAAGGGAUGAAGGGUGAUCAGGGUGUUCCUGGACUUCCUGGCCUGGAUGGUGAAAGGGGUCACAAAGGUUCAAAGGGGGACACAGGAAUCCCAGGAAUAUCAGGAGAAAAGGGAUCAAUGGGUCUUCCUGGAUUACAGGGUGUGAAUGGUCUGAAAGGAGACAAAGGAGACACUGGUUUGCCAGGCCCUCAGGGACCCUCGAUUAUUGGGCCCCCUGGAGCACCUGGUCCACAUGGACCACCUGGCCCCAUGGGUCCUCAUGGAUUCCCUGGGCCAAAGGGAGAACCUGGGUUGCAUGGUCUCAAGGGACUGCGAGGGGAACCUGGGCAUAAGGGUGACAGAGGACCCCUAGGUCUCCCCGGAGCAUCUGGCUUGGACGGCAAGCCGGGACCCAGGGGUAUGGAUGGACCAACUGGGACUUCUGGUCCAGCAGGUCCGAAGGGCGAUAGAGGUGAGAAGGGUGAUGUUGGUGAUCCUGGACCCAGAGGGCCAUAUGGGUUACCUGGAGCUGCUGGAACACCUGGAAUGGAUGGGUUACCAGGCUUAAAGGGAGACAAGGGCAACAUGGGGGAAAGAGGAGAAAAGGGUUUCCGGGGCUUUAAGGGUGAAAAGGGUGAGCCAGGUCAGCCUGGCCUGGAUGGCCUGGAUGCCCCGUGCCAAUUGGGUCCAGAUGGACUCCCAAUGCCUGGAUGUUGGCAGAAGUGAUCGGUCUAACACAAAACGCAUGGAGUUUAUAAAUAAGGCUUCACUUUUUUGUAAAUACUUUUUUUUUUAAUUCUGGGAAAAGAACAUCUUUUUCACAUAGGUUUUUUCACAUAGCCGCUCCUGUCAUUUCAGUGUGCUCAUGGCAACUUGUGUUACAUUCACAUCAGCACUGUGGAAUUUUAAGUCUUGUCCAGUAAGAGACUAUUCACAAGGGCAUGUUUGCCCUGAGUUGCAUGGCCCAGAAUGAGAGUGGAUACCAAAACAGACUAACAGGGUUAACUGAAAAGAAGAAGGAGGGAUGAGCUUUGGGUCUUGAACAAGAUUUUUGUGUAUUUAGUGUGUUCACACCAAUCCAUACUAUCAACUUAAAAGACUAAAGACUCCAUCCACACAACCUGAAACAAGCAUGUACAUAUCAUUUUGUAGUGUGGUCAAAAUAUGGCUUCUGCAAAUCACUAACUACCUGUCAGUCUUUGUCGAUUCAAAACAAAAAUAUGUUACUCUAAAGGGCGUUAAUUUUUCUUUUUUUUUCACUUUGUGAAGGGUGUCACACCUUGGCUGGUGGCUUGAGAAAGUAAGAAUUGUGAUUGAUUGCUGGAUUUCUUUAUUGCAAAGAGGUCAGUGUGGCAACUGGCCCUCCUGCGCCUCGGGGUUGCUGUUGUGUAACUCUCACCUUGUAAUGAG
Cyprinus carpio (common carp) is the source of this 3224-nucleotide messenger RNA. RefSeq names its product collagen alpha-1(XXV) chain. The record is from RefSeq and is a predicted model, not a curated record. The coding region runs from base 459 to 2540 and encodes 693 amino acids. Lineage: Eukaryota; Metazoa; Chordata; Actinopteri; Cypriniformes; Cyprinidae. The transcript is spliced from 38 exons.